Molecule: messenger RNA, 8446 nt
Organism: Ahaetulla prasina
Lineage: Eukaryota; Metazoa; Chordata; Lepidosauria; Squamata; Colubridae
Gene: HSPA12A
Product: heat shock protein family A (Hsp70) member 12A
Exons: 12
Coding region: 148-2160 (670 amino acids)
Source: RefSeq, a predicted model, not a curated record
GAUUGCAGCAGAAUCGGCUCCUGCCCAAUGGCUCAGACUGCUGAGUGAAAGGCGCGCUCGUGGGUUUGCUCCCCUCCCUCCUUCCCUGCUGAUCUCGCCUCGCGUAAUUGAAGUAGAGAGCGGAGGGCGCAGUAGACGCCUUCAGACAUGGCGGGGACCGAAGGCAUCGCAGCAGAAGCAGUUUCAACAUCUGCCUAUGCAUCUCCAGCAAGAAGUUUAGGAGAUCCAGGAAUCACACCGUUGUCUCCUUCCCACAUUGCGAAGGACUCGGAUGCAAACGAUGCCGAGGAGCAGACAUUUCUUGUUGUGGUGGCUGUUGACUUUGGCACAACUUCCAGUGGUUACGCUUACAGCUUCACCAAGGAACCCGAAUGUAUUCAUGUAAUGAGGCGAUGGGAAGGAGGAGAUCCUGGUGUGUCCAACCAGAAGACGCCAACAACUAUUCUCUUGACCCCAGAACGAAAGUUCCACAGUUUUGGUUAUGCGGCUAGAGAUUUCUAUCAUGACCUAGAUCCUAAUGAAUCAAAACACUGGCUAUACUUUGAAAAAUUUAAGAUGAAGCUCCACACAACCAGUAACCUCACUCUGGAAACUGACUUGUCAGCAGCAAAUGGCAAGAAAGUGAAGGCCCUUGAAAUAUUUGCAUAUGCCCUGCAGUACUUUAAGGAACAAGCAUUAAAGGAACUGAGUGAUCAAGCUGGGUCAGAGUUUGAAAAUUCUGAUGUGCGAUGGGUCAUCACGGUGCCUGCUAUCUGGAAGCAGCCUGCAAAGCAGUUUAUGAGGGAAGCUGCCUACAAGGCAGGCAUGGCCUCCCCAGAGAUUCCUGAACAAUUGAUUAUUGCCUUGGAACCAGAAGCUGCAUCAAUUUAUUGCAGGAAGCUCCGCCUUCAUCAGAUGAUAGACCUAAGCAGUAGAGCACCUGUCAAUGGCUACACUCCCAGUGAACCUAUUGCCUCAGGUUUUACACCAGCAAAAGAACAUAUUCGACGAAAUCGACAGAGCCGCACAUUUUUGGUUGAAAACGUCAUAGGAGAAAUCUGGUCCGAAUUGGAGGAAGGUGACCGUUACAUAGUUGUGGAUGGGGGAGGAGGAACAGUGGAUGUGACUGUGCACCAGAUCAGGUUACCGGAAGGACAUUUGAAGGAACUAUACAAGGCAACUGGAGGUCCAUAUGGCUCUUUAGGUGUAGACUAUGAAUUUGAAAAACUUCUGUGCAAAAUAUUUGGUGAAGAUUUUAUUGAACAAUUUAAAAUCAAGCGUCCUGCUGCCUGGGUUGAUCUGAUGAUAGCGUUUGAAUCUCGCAAGAGAGCAGCAGCUCCAGAUCGGACAAAUCCACUGAAUAUCACCCUGCCUUUUUCUUUCAUUGACUACUACAAGAAGUUUCGAGGUCACAGUGUAGAACAUGCCUUAAGGAAAAGCAAUGUGGAUUUUGUGAAGUGGUCCUCCCAAGGUAUGCUGAGGAUGAGUCCUGAUGCAAUGAAUGCCCUCUUCAAACCUACAAUUGACCAAAUUAUACAACAUCUCAGUGAGAUUUUUGAAAAACCUGAACUGACAAAUGUAAAGUUCCUAUUCCUUGUGGGUGGAUUUGCCGAAGCCCCACUUCUACAACAAGCUGUCCAGAAUGCUUUUGGCUCAAAAUGCCGAAUCAUCAUCCCACAGGAUGUGGGGCUCACCAUCCUGAAAGGAGCCGUCCUCUUUGGUCUGGAUCCUGCUGUCAUUAAAGUGCGUCGUUCCCCCCUGACCUAUGGGGUGGGAGUCCUGAAUCGCUACGUGGAAGGGAAGCACCCUACUGAAAAGUUGCUAGUUAAAGAUGGCACCCGUUGGUGCACUGACGUCUUCGACAAGUUUAUCUCGGCUGACCAGUCUGUGGCGCUUGGGGAGACCGUGUCCCGCAGCUAUACCCCUGCCAAGCCUUCUCAGCUGGUCAUUGUGAUCAACAUCUACAGCUCGGAACACGAUAAUGUGAAUUUCAUCACUGAACCUGGAGUGAGGAAGUGUGGCACACUGCGCUUGGAUCUGACAGGAAGUGACAAAUCCGUGCCAGGCCGGAGGGAAAUUAAAACGCUAAUGCAGUUUGGAGACACUGAGAUUAAAGCCAUGGCAAUUGACAUUGCCACUUCUAAAAGUGUAAAAGCUGGCAUUGAUUUCCUAAACUACUGAUAUAUUUUUUUCUUUUCUUUUCCAUGACCCUUACCCCCUAUUGUUUCAGUGUUCUGUUCACUGGCUGCCAAAAACAUCCUGCAUUUUGGCUAGAUAGAUAAAGCAUAGACAAAGAAAGUAUCAGGAUUUUUGAUUAUUAUUUUUUGCUCUUGAAAUUACCUAUUCGGAAUCUGAACAUAGAGUUAUCAGGUGCUACACAGUAAAGUGAACAACCCAAAUAUGUAAUGAAAAUUUAGCGCUGAAAUAUUACUGCUCUAUUUAUUUGGGAGACACGUUGCUUUACUUGAUGUCUUUCAUAUGUUCUGAAUUCUAGGGCCUAAUAAUCAAAUCUGUUAUUUCUACAUUUAGGGUACCAAUUAAUGUACCUUUUUUUUUUUUAAGCACUAAAAAGUGAAAUUUAUAACCAUGACUUGUGGUUAACAGUUUCACAGUUUCAUAUUUCACAGUAGAAAUAUCUUUUCAACAAAUUUUAAAAGAUAACCUCUCUUAUUUAUAUGAUGGAGUAAGAAUACUGGAAUUUAAGCAUGUAAAAAUGCAAAUGAACAGCUGCUGCAAAACAGGUUUAGAAAUUGGGUCUUUGUAGCACAAAACUGUUACUUCUUUAUAGGAUCAAAUGAGGUGUUAGUUUGGUGGGGGUUUGCUUCUGUUCAAUGAAGUUUUAAGUUAGUAAACCUGUUAGAGCUGUAAUCUUACUAAAGAAAUGAUCCAGUAGUAACAUUUGUGGGAAAUGCUGAAGCAAGAAGUAUACUUGCUUUCUAGAUAAUGCCAACACACAUUAGAACAUUAUCUUAGGAAAGGAAUUCCGCCCCCCUGUGGAGAGAAGUAACAUUGCACCUGAAUGAUUGGCCAUUUAUAGUUUUAAAAGAAUUCAAUUACAAUGUUGUGUCCAAUUAAUUAACACCAACUUUAGUUUUGUAGCACUGAUGCUUGGCAUUUCCCUCUUUUUCAAUAUUGAAUAGAAAUGCUUCCCAAAGAUUAAACCAAUUCUAUAAAUGAGAAAGUGUCCCCACUUCCCAUUUUACUGUUGGCAACCUCUGGCUUUAUUUAUCUAUACCUCUCGUCAGCCAGUUCUUGUACAAAACAAAGGGGGUGUGGUAGCAAUAGUUAACCAGAGAUCAUCUCUAUCAGGUUGUAGAGUGAAAGGAUCCAUUUUCAUUCUUUCUCAGCCAUGCCAAACAAAGGAAAAAUUUCCUGUGUUGAUCCUAGAGAGUCGUAUCUCAUAAAAGGAAAGUCAUAACAUUUUCCUGGGGCCAGCUUAUUUAUUUGAUAAAAUAAUUUAUAUAAAUAUAACUCUAUAGAAGUUACUCAACAUUUCGUUAAGGAAAAAAAUAUAUUAAAUUCACAACUAGGUACAGUGUCAGCUAUUUACCAAUCCCUGCAGAAUCAGAUGCUCUCCCUACAUCUUCCCUUUGGAAUAACUUCAUAAACCAGGGGUGUCAAACCUGCUCGCAUUGCAGGCUGUAUCAUGGCAUAUCACAAUGUUUUUGCCUUUGUGGAGCCAGGUUGGGUGUGACCUGCACAAGCUAUAUCUGACCCGUGGGCCGCCAGUUUGACAGGCCUGACAUAAACGGAUGUUCAAGAAUUUGAAUGUUCCUUGAAGGAAAUGUACUGCCUUCAAUUUAGCUCCUUGUGAGCUGCUUCCGUUCUGUGACCACUAGCCUGACUUUAGCAAUAGACUCCAGGAAACGUAACUUCUUGGCAGAGAAAAAGAAAACCCUGCAAAGAAGUAGUUGAGCAGUGUUAUUUCUGACCAGAAGAGGGAGUACAGACAUUAUUUCUGAGAUCACUUAAAUGGCUUCCAAGGGACACAACAAUACUUUACAUUCAACCUGAGUGAAGCUUUAACUGACUUGCGUCCAAGAAGGGAGAAUGAAACAUCAAUCUUCACAAAGAAACUGACUAAAACUCUAGUGCCGUCUUGUCCAAACUGGUGUCAUCCAGUAGUGUUGACCUGUAAAUCCCAGAAUUCCCAGGCAAGAUAAUCAACAGCCAUGUUGUAUAGGAUUUCUGGAAGCUACAAUGUCAAAACUCCCUGAAAGCAUUACAUUGUGGAAGAUCCCUAGCAACAGGGGGCUGCCUCUGCUCAGUCUGUCUAAAAUUGCCUAUGCCAUGGACAAAUCUCUGAUGUGACUACAGGGGAUUUGAUGAAAAUACACUGCCAGCUUAGUGUGUCUUUCUAGGCUAACAACUUACAGUAUGAAAGCUGCUUCCAGUUGAGCACUACAAUUCAGAGCUUGAUAGGUAGCUAAUUCCAACAUGUUGGAUUUGAGGCCAAAUUCAUGACAGCAGAAGGGUCUAUUUUGUCAGCUGGAAGGUGACACUCCCCACCCCCCCAACACUGAGAAAACACAUUGUCAUCCAUUGAAAUCCAUUAUGCUUUCAAGAUGUCUGAAAGCUAAAUUGUUUAGCCGGAUCUUUUUUCCUAUUAGCUAUGCAUGAACGAAAAGCCAUAGAAUCAUUUUUUCCGCUCUCAAAAUCUCAGAUUUCUCAUUAAACACAUAAUUUAGGGACAAACUUUGCAUCCUGCCAACAUUUUGAUUUUCUAGGAAGAAUUAUAUCCUAUAAAUAUUUCCUGAUAGGAUGAGAAUAAGCUUUGAUUUACCAUCAGAGGAAUAGAUUGGGUCAUUCGAAUUACAACAUCUAAACUUGUUCCUCCAAUAAUUAUUCCCCUGGAAUAAUUAUAAAGUAUGCAUGCUGGCAUUUCUUCUUUCAUCCUGACUGCUGUGUUUUUAAAAGGCAUUUCCCCCUCCCCCCUGUAUGAGUGAGUGAAUGCGUUUCUGUAGCUUUCAAAUAAGCAACUCCGUGGAAUGAGUUCCUCCGUGGAACAAGAAUUAUUUGAUGUAUAUACAAUAUUUAAAUAUUGUACAGAUGUUUUCUUUCUGAAAGUGGUAUUUUCUUGUACAGAAUGAUCUUUAUCCCUGUUGAUUUGCAUCAGUGUUUAAUUUUAAAUAAUAUAGUUUCUUCCGUGACUUCAGUAAUUACAGGCUUUUAAAGAUGACAAGAGAUGUAAUGCACAAGAUGAUCUUAUAAUAAGGGGAGGGGAGUGUCAGGAUGUCAGACAGUACCACAUUAUUCUCCGUGCUACGCAAAUAAUAGCUUACAGACACAGUGCUGGAUUUUUCAUUAUUUUUGCUUUAACAGGUACAGGCUGCCUUAAUGCUAUGCAUCUGUGCUCUGCUUUGGAUGAUACCUGCUCUAUAUAGAAAGUAGAUGAUCAGUUACCACAUUUUCACACCAAAUGAACUCCAAUUUCAAGGCAUACAUUUUGUUUUAAUUAUGUCUCUUCUGCCAGACAAAAACUGAACCACAAUGAAGAAUCAGAAAGGGCCCCCAGCAAUGGCAGAUGAGUUGAAGUUAGUACAGGCCCAUACCAUCCUCUAAUUACAGAACCUAUAUCAAGCUAAGCCGGGAAUCCGCUCAAUAUAAAAUCACAUGUUGGAUUCUUUAAUGCCUGGAUAAGCCUUGAAUGAGUGUUUCUCAAUCAUGGCAAGUUUACAGUAGGUGGGCUUCCGUCACCCAGAAUUCCCCAGGUAGCAAGGAUGGGAAUUGAAGUGCAUCUGUCAUAAACUUUCCAAGGCUGAGAAAUACUGCAAUAGACCAAAGGUAUUUUUUCUGUAUUACAAAAUCUAUAUCCCAAAUUGUGGAAACACAAUUGUUGACCGAGUCACACAAUCUCACUGUAAGACUACAAUUCAUUUUCCCCCCUACUCCCAUGACUACUUGCUACAUCAUCAUAACCUCAAUAGAAUGCUGGUUUAUGACUUAAAAUUAACAUAAGGACAGAAAUGAUUAAAAAGUGCCACACGUGCUUGCUGUUCAUUACUGUGGCUUUAAAAGUCAUAUGAACUUCCAUGAGUGAUUCUUUGAAGCUGUAAACCCCCUUCCCCCCAAAGCAGAAGCUGAAAAGGUCAGACUACUUUAAGCAGUAGCAAAAAAUGGCACUGGCAGGAGGUGUGAAACAUUUAUUUCCUUUUCAAAGUUCAGGACCCUCUUACAUAAUGGAGAUAUAAAUUUUAACCCAAUACUGCACUUCAGAAAUAAGCCCCCAACCCAGCAGUGUUUACUCCUGGGGAAAUGGUUUUAGAACUACAGUGCUUAUGACUUAUAUCAGAAAAACUGCAACUACAGUAAAUUCUAUCAGCCUACUUCAGAGCAGGUUUGUUGCAGGAAGGAAAACAUCAGGAAUGUCUAAGCUAUCAGCACUUUUUUCCUCAAACUGUUGAAUUGUCAGCUUGUAUGAGGAAGAAAUUUCAGUUACUUUAGAUCCUUUAUAAUACUCUUGCUUAGUCUUUUCUUUCUUUGCACAAAUGCCGUCUUGUUCUGACUUUAAGGAAGGCUGAUUAGAAUCACUUCCCAAUCUGAAUUGCUUUUCAAAGCCAUAGGUUAAUCAAUCCACUUUUAACAAAUUCAUUUCCUCUUUUUACAUAGCAAACCAAUUUUAAAAUGGAUUCCUGCCGCAUCAACAACACCCCCCUUUCCAGCAUAUUUUUAUUGAAGUAUCCUCAUUUGAUUUGAGAUUACUUUUCGAUGAGUUAUAUUUCUGGUACAGAAAGGCUUGAUAGGAGCAAGGUUUGUUUUUGUUAUAAACUUCUUUUCCCUAAACAAAAAUGCAUGCAUAGCAAGCAUCUGUAUUCCUCUGUCUUCAUGAAUCAAAAUAUCAACAAAUUAGCUACUAUUCCAGCUCUAAAGUACUAUAUUCCUGCAUUAUUGAGAAGCCACAUACUUGAGAUGCAAGGUGUUAAUGUGUCGCUAGCGGGAGGGCAGAGGUCCUUUAAUUUCUGCAUAAAGAUUUGUUCCUUUUUAAAAAAUGGAUUACAAUAAUCUUAAAGUUAACCAGUUGUUUAGCAGUGCAGAGCUUACAUGAAAAUAUUGCCUUUGGAUGGAGAGACAUAUAAGAUUCUGAACUGAUUAAUGCCUCAAUGUGCUUUGUUUCAUAUGCCUGCAGCCAAUGAAGGGAGAUAACUCGUGGAGGGCUGCUAUGCUUGCAAAAUAUAUAGUAUAGCCAACAAACCACUUCAGCUAUAAUCCUGCCAACAGAAGUACAAAUAUAUUGGCUGAUUUGCUCUAUUGGGGCUUGUGCUACUUUUAGUUAUAUAUAUAAAGCUUUUGACAGUUUUUAGAAUAUAUAUACACAUUGAAACACAUACAAAUACAGAAUGCCACUGAUAUAAGAUUCAGGUUUUUGGAAAAUAAUUUUCCUUCCUGCUGUCACCUCUGCCCUAAACUGAGCAUAAUUUUGCUGGAUGUUCUCUCUGCCACUCAGGUUCCACCCUCCCCUUCCUAAAAUAAUAGUGGAAAUAGGAUAGAUGUUUAAUGGAACAGUUUAGAAAUAGUAAUGCUGUGACAACUUCAGGCUUUAUUAUGAAGCACUAGGUGACACUUAAAAUAAAUGGUAAAUAAAUGCUUAUUUAUAGAUAGAAUUUAUCCUGUCUUAAGUUGGUAGAAACCAUCAAAAUGCAAGUAGGAAAUUGAAGUUUCCACAAAUUAUAAGCUGUAUCUACCAUCUGCUGCAGUAGCGAGUUUCAAUUUUGUUCGCUACCUGUUUGCUUGUGGAUGCACGCGCAAAGCUUCUGCGCAUGCGCAGAGACGUCUGGGCAGGUGGGUGGUUAGCCAAUAGAAGAUGUUGACUGUGUGAAAAGACACAGGUUCAAGUCCACUCUCAGCCACAGAAAUACGUUGGGUAACUGGGCCAAAUACUUUCUCACAGUCCAGCUGAUCUCAUGGAGUUGUUGUCAGGAGGGAGAAAAAUGGAGUCUCAAGUGCACCACUUUGAAUUCCUGGAGAAAAGGCAGGAUAUAAGAAGAAACAGAUAAAUGAAGUUAUUUAGUAAAAUAAUAAUGUAAAAAUGUUGUAAAAGGAAAGCUUGUUCUACUGAUAAACUCUUCACCCUGAGCAGCAACAUUUCUCUGCUUUCAGUAGAAGUUUCUGUUAGGGCAAAAUCUUAAGAAAUCUGGAAACUAGAAAACUUGUCAAUCAAAUCAGGGCUUGCUAAAAGAGAUCUCAGCUACUUGGAUAAGCAAAUAUAUCAGUAUGUUACAAGAUCUACUUUUCAAACAAGGGUUGUGUAAUUAUUAUGGCAAAUUGCAAUAUUUAUGGGGAAAAAAUCCAGGGUACUUUUGUAUAGGUUGUAGAGCAUAAAGCCAAUGUAUACAUUCUAUGCUUGGAUAGCUUCUAAAAGUUUAUAAAAACAAUCUGGUCCGUGUGAUUUCAUUGACUGCCUUCCUUGUUCCAGAUUCUUAAACACCACUAAAUUCUGAAGAUUACAGUUUGUUACAUUUACAUCUGA